GCGACAGUUGACAGUUGUCAGUUCGCAGCUCUGAUGGCGAACAUCUUAGAGAUUCUACUCCUAACCUUGUUUGGACUUUGUCUACGGUUCGUUGUGCCACAACGUUUGCCACCAAAUGCCUGCAGCAGCAUUUUUCACUAUGAGAGGCAGGGUGAUCAUUGGAUUGGACAUAUCACACCCAAUCAAAUAGGUCUAAGCGAUGUUAACUGGAAGUUGAAAUUUUCUUCGCAUGGCGUAGAUGGACCCGGCACUAUAAGUAACUUGGGGCCGUACCCGAACAGGGAGACGGCUCUGCAGCGCAUGCACGAUGGCGGUACUGCCGAGACCUUUGUGCGCUUCGAUAACUACGAGAAUGAGCUACCGAAGAUCGUGCUCAUCGAACUGAAUGGUCAAGAGCUCUGCACAGCCAAUUCUUAUGGAGCUCCUUCGUCGUCAGCUACUCGUGAGCUGCACCUGGCUGUUUCCUCGACGACAACAACAACAACAACCCAUGAGGUGAAACAACCCAAAUCUGUCGUGUCACAACGUUUGCCAUCAAUGGGUUGCAACAUCUUUAAGUAUGAAAAGCAGGGAGAUCACUGGAUUGGACAUGUCACUCCCACUCGGAACGGACUGCGAGAUGUUAACUGGAAACUGAAGUUUUCCUCGCAUGGCGUCGAUAAGCCUGGUACUGUGAGUAACUUGGGGCCGUACCCGAACAGGGAGACGGCUCUGCAGCGCAUGCAUGAUGGCGGAAGUGCCGAGCUCUUCGUGCGCUUCGAUAACUACGUGGGUCAGUUACCGAAGAUCGUGCUUAUCGAACUGAAUGGUGAAGUACUCUGCACAAGCAGUUCAUAUGAAGCUCCUUCGUCGACAUCUACUCGUCAAUUGCACCUGUCUGUUUCAUCGUCUACGCCAACAACACACGAGGUUGUACAACCACAGCCCCAGAGUCAGCCAUCAUCAAACCCAUUUUUACAUUUCGGUGGGAAUAGUAAUCCUUUCCUUCCGCGGAGGACCACCAAAAAACCUGUGGCAGUUGUGGAAACUGUGGCAGUUGUGGGAACUCGUCAAGAUGCAGGAGCAGAGGAGUGUGGAGUGGAAGGAUUCGCUGGCUUGCAGAUUGGAGGAGAGAAUGUGCCUCGGGGACGGUUUCCCUGGCUGGCAGCGCUUUAUCACGAUACAAAUUCGGAUCCCACAACGAUUGAGCUGUCCUACAAGUGUGUGUCCACACUGAUCUCUGGACGCACAGUGAUAACGGCGGCACAUUGCAUCUAUGGAUUAACUCCAGCUCAGCUGAGAGUCUAUGUAGGACGUCACGAUGUGACGGUACAUCCGGAGAAGGAUGCCACGUUGAUGGCGGUAGAGAGUGUUAAGACGCAUCCGGACUUUGUAGGAAAUCUUGUGCCGGACUCAGAUUUAGGUCUCUUGGUGCUAACGGAACAUGUGACUUACUCAACCUAUGUGCGUCCCAUCUGCAUGUGGACCAGAAGCACCUCGCUGGGCAUCGAUGAGAGUGAGCAGACCGCCGUCGCGGGUUGGGGCACUGAUAGCACCUUGAAGCCGACGCGCUUUCCCACGACGGUCAACGUGAGACCCGUCUCCAGGGAGCAGUGUCUACGUGAAAUGGUCACAGCCAAGGACUUCCUCACACCUCGCACACUCUGUGCCGGAAAUAGUCAGGGACAUGGUCCUUGUCUGGGUGACUCGGGAGGAGGAUUGAUGGUGCUGCGGAACAAUCGUUGGAUGGUGCGGGGAAUCGUCUCGUUGGCUCAGCGAUCGGGGAAUUCAUGCGAUUUGUCGCGCUACGUCAUCUAUUGUGAUGUGGCGAGGCAUCUCAGCUGGAUUGAGAAGAAUGUUGUCAGAUGAAAUGACAGUUAACAAACAGUUACAAAUAAGUUAAGAAAAUAAAAAUAGCGCUGCCUGUUUAACAAGUAA
Drosophila innubila is the source of this 1917-nucleotide messenger RNA. Its product is annotated as serine protease gd-like. Gene Ontology annotation, biological process: proteolysis. The transcript is spliced from 5 exons. The record is from RefSeq and is a predicted model, not a curated record. Bases 34 to 1848 code for a protein of 604 amino acids. Gene Ontology annotation, molecular function: serine-type endopeptidase activity. NCBI's taxonomy places the organism in Eukaryota, Metazoa, Arthropoda, Insecta, Diptera, Drosophilidae.